UCUCUGCUAGCAUUUAAACAAAAUGCCGAUCAAAAUAUUUUAAGAACUGAAUUCCAGUAUAUAUAUCUCGUCAGUAAAAAUCAUUAUUAUUGUUUAUAUCUCUGAUACGCGUUUGACUGCUGGGAACUUAAUAUUUCAUAGAAGACCCCCUUGGGUGCUAUUUUCACUUUUUGAUCUUAAUUACGAUGUGCAUUUCACGAUUAGCAUAACGAUGGACUUUUGCCCUUCACAGUUGUUUUCAGAUUUGAAGAAAUUAAGAAAUUUAGAGGGAGAAAGCUAUGAAAUUUUAACAAAAAUUCUGUAGACCACUUCGCCUCAAGGUUCAAGCUCGCUUAUCAUCUCAAAGAUGCGUGAAUUGGAAGACAGAUGAAUUGAAAUACAAGACUCGUUUACUAAUCAAAAAGUUAUUGGCAGCGUCAAGAUGAAUACCUCUAUCGCAUUCACAAAUUUUAAUUUUACUUCAAAAGCGCACUCAACUCAAGAACCUUUGAAACUCUUCGAAUUACCGAUGGUUUUGGUCAUCAUAACCACAUUUAUUAUGAUUAUAGUUCUGAUUCUUACAGUAGUUGGUAAUUUGGCGGUAAUGAUUGUGUUUGCUUCAAGCGAUUUACUGAGAUCUACCGUAAACAAUCAUUUUUUAUUCAGUCUCGCUAUGGCAGAUUUGCUUGUUGGACUUUUGGUAAUGCCAUGCGCAAUUGAUGCUUUAAGGACUCAGAGAUGGCGCUGUGGUGUUUUUCUGAAGUACUUUACUGGAUUUGGCAAUUUUUGUUUCUGUAUCUCCUCAAUAAUGCAUCUUAUGAUGCUUUCUGUGGAUAAAUAUUUAUCAAUUAUCAAACCGUUGAAAUAUCCUAGUAUUAUGACUCAGAGACGUGUGUAUUUAAGUUGUAUAUUACUUUGGUUGUAUUCGGCCUUCUGGGCACUGCUCCCCCUUAUGGGAGUGAGUUCAUACGAAUGCUUCAUCCCUUAUAUUGGAUUCUGCGCAUCAGAGGAUUGGUCUAUGUAUGGACUUAACUUUGCCUUUGCAAUAUCUGUAGUAAGUGGAACGUAUGGUGUGGCUUUAGUUGUUAUGUUCGUCGUUUACUGGAGAAUUGCCAAAGUAAUCAAAGACCAAACUUUCAAGAUUAAUCCAACAGCGCCUAAAAUGGCCGAACACGAAGAAAAAAAGCAGAAAAAAUCCAUGAAACAGAAAUUAUUAACGAAACACAAAGGAGUUUUAACGCUUAUAACUCUUAUCGUAACUUACCUGAUAUGCUGGUCACCAUUUUGCAUUCUGCUAUUCGUUGAAAUAGGCAAAGGAGAAAAGGUUGACACGGCAAUUUCUCUGAUUGGGAUGCUUACAGGAUUUGUGAACAGUUGCUGCAAUCCAAUUAUAUACUGGGCUAAGUAUAGCUCUUUCCGCAGAGCGGUCUUACGCAUGUGCAAGAAGGGUUUUCCAUUCUUGCCAAGCUCGUUCGGUAGCAAUGCAAUUCAUGAUAUGUCCCAAACUGGACCUGGUUAUGACACGGCGGAGCCAAGUUUAUACGUCGAUAGGAUUAUGAAAUACGAAGCCCGAAAGUCUUUAAAACCUUGUGCAGUUUAUAACGAUGUGCCAGUAGAAAUGAAGGACUCUACGAAUGAAUGAAGAGUCAUUAUGUAAUAAUUUUUAAAAACAACGUCGCCAUCUCGAAUUAUUGAGUUUUUUUCUGGGAACUUUUCCUUCCUUCCUAUCCUUCCUUUCUUUUCUUUUUUUUCUUAUCAGAAGUUUAUAAGUGCGAGAUUUAUAGAAUUUUCAGAGAUAGAUAGCGCUGUUUGAACUUGUGCCUAGACCCUCACAUGAUUGUAUUCGGAACAAAGACGGCGAUCAAAGUUAUACUAUAUUUAUUCAUAAAUGUAGAAUUGAAAGUUUUACAAAAUAAAAAAUAGAUUUUGUAUAAAAAUUGA
Exaiptasia diaphana is the source of this 1920-nucleotide messenger RNA. RefSeq names its product histamine H2 receptor-like. Gene Ontology annotation, cellular component: membrane. The transcript has 2 exons. The coding region runs from base 422 to 1621 and encodes 399 amino acids. The record is from RefSeq and is a predicted model, not a curated record. Gene Ontology annotation, molecular function: G protein-coupled receptor activity. Gene Ontology annotation, biological process: G protein-coupled receptor signaling pathway. NCBI's taxonomy places the organism in Eukaryota, Metazoa, Cnidaria, Anthozoa, Actiniaria, Aiptasiidae.